This is a messenger RNA of Caenorhabditis sp. 36 PRJEB53466, 1769 nucleotides long. NCBI's taxonomy places the organism in Eukaryota, Metazoa, Nematoda, Chromadorea, Rhabditida, Rhabditidae. The record is from the annotation of a GenBank genome assembly.
AUGAACGUUUCCGGAGCAUUCGAAGGAACAUGUUCUACGAUAAUCCGAAGGUUUUUCCGGCGUCGGUAUCAAGCAUCAAUAUUUCUCGGGAUACUUGUGAUAUUCCUAUUCCUUCUCAGUUUAUCCACAAAUGCUUCUUAUUUUGAGUCCGGCGACGUUGCAGAGGUGAGUAAGCUUUUUUUCAAUUUCUCAAACAUCAGUUGCCGACAACUUUGUGUUUACCGCCACCAGCCGAUCUUUGAAUACGUCAUCAGAGAAAGAAGGUUGCGAUCUAGCUUUUGGCUACUUUUUUUGCAAAAUGAAACAUUCGGGCGUAUCGCCACGCGAAUCUCAUAAGAUUUGGAACGCUGGCGCGCGCGAAGCGCGUCACGGAUAACGCAAGGCUGCGUGAAAAAUAGGGACUUUUUCAGUACGGAACAGUCGGAUCCGAGCUGCUGAUGACAAAGGAGCUGAGGAUGUUGAGGUUGGCAUUUCUGAAGUGGCGGACGUGUAUGACGGAAGAGUUGGAUGACCAGCAGUUGUCGUUGGACGAUAUGGAUCCACAGGAUCCACAGUUCAGGUACCUACAGUGGAUGGUCAGUCAAGCUGAGAAAAAAAUGACAGAGACCGACAAAGAUAAGGAAGAAAAGUUUCAAAGUGUAAGUUUCCCUCAUUUUCCAGAACAAACUCGACAAAUCUAAUGAGUUUUACUGAAAACCAGUCACCCACAUUCAGUUCUUCAAGUUAUCGAACUCUAUUUUUCAGCUCUGGCACGAAUUGGGCAGUUAUGCCGAAAAAUGUCGCUCAAAGACCGACAUGUGGCACAUGGAACCUGAAACUGUUCCUGGAACGGCACUCAAAUUUUUUGCCCCGUCUCCAGUGGUGAGUUUUAGUCUGUUUCAGCUUUUCUUUGCGUUGAAACCGGCAAAAAAUCUGAUUUCAGGACAUCCCCGCCACGUUUGUGCGUGUAGGCAUCGGGGCGAAUGUAUCGAUCGAGCGAUACUUCAAAAAACAUUUGUCGCCGGUGAGUUGUUUUGCUGAAAAUCUCGAAAAUACAGUCUUCUCAACAUUUAGGACUCUGAAUUCUUCGGCGCCGAUCCUGUUUUUUUGGACAAUUCUCAAAUUUACGAACCAAUCGGCACAUUCUUCCCGUUCGCCGUCGGCAACGAAACAGGACUCAAGCAGGCGACACUCAAAUAUUCCACAGGUCUGUUCAUACACUGCGCGAGGGUUUUAACAUCAAAAACGUUCUCCAGAUCGUAUUUCUUCGAAGGUUGUGAAUUACAUCGGCAUUGAAACAUUCUUCAAGAACCUCAUCAGAAAAGAUGUCGUCGACUUUUUGGUGUUCGAGGGCGACGGCGGCGAAUACGAUGUGAUGUCGCAUUUGGCCAAGGAUGGAUCACUUGAGCUGGCUGGAAUUACAGUCUGUCAGAUCAACAUUGAGGUAAACAUUUUUGACCUCGACAAUAUUAAUUAAAACCGGACUUGCAAGAGCCCGGUCCGGCGUGUUGCAUGUCUGAUAUAAACAUUCUGCUUUCAGUAUCAUUUUCCUAAAGAUAUGGUUGAUCCGAGGAAGGAAAUCUUCCGACAGCACGUGUACCAGUUUAUAAGGUACAUUUUGCUGAAAGAAAGUUAUUGAAAAUCUUACCAAUUUCAGAGACCGAAAAUAUGCUCUCCUGAGCGCUACAAACAUGGGUAACUUGCGACUAUUCUGGGUCAACACUUCGUCGAUGGAGUGUGCACGUCGAUAUCUGGAGCGGUUAUUCUCCAAUGACGUCGAUUUGGGUUAA